Lodderomyces parapsilosis is the source of this 1023-nucleotide messenger RNA. RefSeq lists its product as uncharacterized. The transcript has a single exon. The record is from RefSeq and is a predicted model, not a curated record. Bases 1 to 1023 code for a protein of 340 amino acids. NCBI's taxonomy places the organism in Eukaryota, Fungi, Ascomycota, Pichiomycetes, Serinales, Debaryomycetaceae. Gene Ontology annotation, biological process: mitochondrial proton-transporting ATP synthase complex assembly. Gene Ontology annotation, cellular component: mitochondrion.
AUGCUUCAAAGAACUACGUUUUCCCUUAGAUCUCAAUCGCACAUCUCGAGAGUAAUUGGAGUCAGAUUCAAUUCAUCCUUGAAAGAUGAGGCACAAAAAGCAGCCAAAGGCAUCAAAGAACAAUAUGACAAAACAAAAGAGACAGCAAAUGAAAAGGCUCAUGAGUUGAAGAAAUCGGCACAAGAAUCAGCAAAGUCCAUUACGGACCAGUUUUCGCAAGAAAAGUCCAUCAAUGCCGAAGUUUUGAGCAAGUACAAGAAACAAUUGGAACAGAAGGCCAAAGAGCUUGGCAUCACCAACUUGGACGAGCUCAAGGAAAAGUUCAAAGAUAAAAUUGAAAAGACCAAGAUUGAACUUGGAGCCGAGGAUCCAUUGAAACAAAUUUUAGAGUGGGAAAAACAACAAAAUGAGAAGAGUAAAAAUGGCAGUGUUAUCAACAUUCGCAAGAUUGACGAAAAAAGGGAAAAACUUCCAUUCAAAGUGCUUAAUGAUUUCAUAGACGUUGACAAAGCACGAGGUUUGCCAACUGAGGAUAUCAAGUUGAUUUGGAAGCACAGAUUUCUUGAAAAAGAAAGAGCUUUGCAUGCAUCUUUGGAUAACAGACAAUUUGCUGACAUCUACGCAAAUGCUUAUAGGUAUCCAAACUUUGUUUUGCCAUUACCCAAGCCUCACAAUGAUGGAUACGAGCUCGAGUUUGUGCAAUGGGCAUUUGCUGGUCCAAACACAAUUCAUUGCAUGUUUACCACCUUGGCUGAGUACAAACUAAACAAGGAAUUCGCAAGACCACAUACAACACUCACAUUCCAUCAAGAAUUUAGCCAAGAUAAAGAUUUGGUAUUGAUGAAUGGGGUUAGCGAAAAGGAAGGUGGUUUGACGAUGGAUGAAGCUCAAUUGCUCGCUGUUAAUUUGCAAAGAUUUUACAGUGGAAAAUUCCCUCAAAUGACCAAGUUAUUGAAAGAGUUUAAUGAAGGAAGCGCUGAUUUUAGUGUUGAUGAGUUGAUAAAAGAGGCUACAUCUGUAUAG